Messenger RNA from Dovyalis caffra, 2160 nucleotides. Lineage: Eukaryota; Viridiplantae; Streptophyta; Magnoliopsida; Malpighiales; Salicaceae. The record is from the annotation of a GenBank genome assembly.
AUGGAUGCGCGUAGAGCCACCACCACAGUCCCCAGGGUACGGCAGGUUGGAUUCUUCACUCCCAACGCUCCGCCAACUCAGCCGAGUCGGACUCAGUCAUUCCCUCUCGAUUCUAACUCUCCAUCACCCUCCAAUUCUCCAGCGAGCAACUCCUUAUUGCCCGUAAUGAUCCCUCCGCCACGUCACCUUUCCGAUAACCUAGCUCACCGCGCCACGUCACCUCUCCCUGUCCCCGAACCCUCUGCCUUCCGCCGCCGUUUCCGCGGGGACCACGUGGCGGUGGUCGGGAGCUACAAUCCAACUGAGACGCUCCUAGGCGCGUCGCCUCCGCUGGCGUCUCCUUCGAGUAGAGUGAUUGGAGAUGGAGAGUUCUCGGAGGAGUCGUCUCCUGGUUGGUUUCGGAGGAGUAAUUCGGCGAAAUUCGCUUCGAGUUUUAGCGGCGGGUUUGAUUUGACGUCGGUUAAGUCAUCAGAGACGUUGGGAUUUCGUCAAGAUCAAAAACCUGUUGUUGCUAGAUCCAAAGAAGAGAAAAGUGGAGCUGCUGUUGUGGAACCUCAGAUAAAUAAAGGGCGUUCUUCUUCUUCGAAUACAAAGCCAUUGAAAGAGAAAACAACGAAAGCUGAAAGACGUGCUUUGCAAGAAGCGCAACGUGCUGCAAAAGGUAAGAAUGUUUCUGAGGGAGUAUCUUCUAGUAGACCUGUGAAGCAGAAGCAGCAGCCGGUGCAGAAGAAAGAUGCUCAACAAGGUGCACCUUCAAUUGCAGCUUCUGAUAGGAAAGGAGGUGAACUGCCAUCAGAAAAAGAGAGGAGGAAAGAUGCCCCUCCACCUCGCAUGCAAUUUGAUGACAAAAGUCGAGUGGAGAAGGCUAAAAGGCGUGCUGUGGUCAAUCAAACUGAAGCUAGGAAUAGGGUUGAAUUGUUUCGACACUUACCUCAGUAUGAACAUGGAACUCAGCUUCCUGAUCUUGAGUUGAAAUUUUUCCAACUUGAUCCAAUGCAUCCAGCUGUUUACAAGGUUGGCCUACAGUACUUGGCUGGAGAUAUCUCUGGAGGUAAUGCUCGUUGUAUUGCAAUGCUUCAGGCUUUUCAGGAAGUCAUUAAAGACUACUCUACCCCACCAGCGAAAUCUCUUUCUAGAGACUUAACUGCAAAAAUCAGUAGCUAUGUUUCGUUUUUGAUAGAAUGCCGACCACUUUCCAUGAGCAUGGGGAAUGCAAUUAGGUUUCUAAAGAGUCGGAUUGCAAAGUUGCCUUUAACUCUUUCUGAAUCAGAAUCAAAAGCCUCCCUUUGUGCAGAUAUUGUUCAUUUUAUAAAUGAGAAGAUAGUACUUGCUGACAAUGUGAUAAUUAGGCAUGCUGCUACCAAGAUCACGGAUGGAGAUGUUCUUCUCACAUAUGGAUCAUCAUGCAUUGUUGAGAUGAUUCUGUUAUAUGCCUAUGAGCUUGGGAAACAGUUCCGUGUUGUUAUAGUGGACUCUCAUCCAAAACUUGAGGGCCAAGCUCUACUCCGUAGGCUGGUGGGAAAGGGACUGAGUUGUACAUAUACUCACAUAAAUGCUAUUUCUUAUAUAAUGCAAGAAGUUACUCGAGUUUUCUUGGGCGCUUCCUCAGUAUUAUCUAAUGGAACUGUGUUUUCAAGGGUUGGGACUGCAUGUGUUGCUAUGGUUGCCCAUGCAUAUCGUGUUCCAGUCUUGAUUUGCUGUGAAGCAUAUAAAUUUCAUGAAAGAGUACAGCUUGAUUCAAUCUGUUCAAACGAAUUAGGUGAUCCAGAUGCUAUUGCGAAGGUUCCUGGAAGAAUGGAUAUUAAUUACCUGGAUAAUGUGACCAAUAAGGACAACCUUCAGCUUUUAAAUUUAAUGUAUGAUGCCACUCCUGCAGAAUAUGUCUCUAUGAUCAUCACUGAUUAUGGGAUGGUAAGUCAUGAUCCCACCCACAAGCGUGCCUGUCAUUGUGCGCGAGUAUAUGAGGGAGCACUUGUGGACAUAGGAAAGUUAGUAACUAACUGGAGGAUGCUUUGUCUCAGUGAAGGAUCCUUAAGUAGUGGUUCCCUUGCAUGGGAUACUUCUGGUACAAUACUUGAUAUUUAUGGGUACAACAAAAGGUUAACAAAGAAUGCCCAGUUCCCCUCGUGCGUGGAUGCUGCUAAAUUACAGAUGGACUAA